ACAAAACUGCACUUGUACCAUGACACACAUACUGCACCGCGAAACAGGCGAUCACAGCAGAACUCAACCGGGACCACCUCCCGCUGUCCGACCUCCUCCCACGUGGCACCAUCUAGCUGGCGGUCAUAUUUAUUACGUGCCUCCACACGUCACCAUCAUCCCACCCUAAACACAAAAUUCAUUUAGUAUUUUAUUUUUCCGGUCAAAAGUUAAGAUUAUGAAAUUUUAUCUUAAUCCGGAAAAAGAAAAAAAAAGGGAAACAAAAGCGAAAAAUAAAGAGACUCCGACCACCCAGCCGUCACGUGGUUCCCGUAAAACUCACCAUCAGGGAGACCCGGACCCCCUGCCUUGUAGGCUCGGACAUCCGUUUGUCACUCCGAACCUCUCCUACAAAACAAGGCUAAACCCUCCCGAAUUAAUUUUUCCCCCAAAUAUCAACCGCUAAACCCUAAUCAUUUAUUUUUAAUCAAAAUUGGCUCUCGCUCUAUGAAUAAAAUCUCUAAUUUGUUUACAGACACGCAGAGUAGAUACAGGCUGCACCCAAUUUUUCCACCUUCUCCCAGAAGCUACACAAUCAAAAAAUCCGAAUUCCCACUUGAAUUCUUGAUAAUUUCUUUUCUUCUCUCUCCCUCUUGAGUUUCUUUCAUGUGAAGCCACUCUUUUCUUUUUCCUCAACAACUGUGUCUGUAUUUACACUUAUCUGCAACUUUUGAUGCUGUCGCCAUUUAAGAUUCACGGAAAAGCACUUUCGCGAGUCCUUUAUAAGCCACCUUCUUCUGCAUUUUGCUGAGGCGGCGCAAAUUAGUUGGCAUUAUCGAACUCAGAAAAAAUGAAGCAUUUGUCGACGAAGGCGUGCGCUUACGGCGUCGUACUACUGCUAUCCCAUAUGAUCGCGGCGCAUGCGAUGCUCGACCCGAUCGAUUUCCUCGCCUUGCAGUCGAUUCGAAAGAGCUUGAACGAUUUGCCAGGCUCCAACUACUUCGCCUCCUGGGAUUUCACGUCGGACCCCUGCAAUUUUGCCGGCGUUUACUGCGACGGAGAUAGAGUGAUCGCCCUCAAUCUCGGCGAUCCCCGGGCCGGGUCUCCCGGCCUCACGGGUCGGAUCGACCCGGCCAUCGGCAAGCUCUCCGCCCUAGCCGAGUUCACCAUCGUUCCGGGUCGGGUUUUCGGGACAUUGCCUCACACUCUGUCCCAGUUAAAGAACAUGCGUUUUUUAGCAAUCAGCCGGAAUUUUAUCUCUGGCGAGAUUCCGGCAGGUUUGGGCCAGCUCCGCUCGUUACAGACGCUCGAUCUCAGCUUCAACCAGCUUGCCGGAAGUAUCCCAUUCUCCGUCGGAAAUUUGCCGGGCCUGUCUAACGUCAUUCUCUGCCACAACCGCCUCGUCGGUUCGGUUCCGCCGUUUGCUUCUCGAUCCCUAACCCGGCUCGAUUUGAAGCACAACUAUCUGUCCGGCUCUCUCUCACCGGUCGGGCUGCCGCCCUCUCUCCAAUACCUCUCGUUGUCGUGGAACAAGAUCAGCGGCCCGGUGGACCGGGUUCUAUCGCGGUUGAACCGUUUAAACUACGUGGACCUGAGCUCGAACCGGUUCAGCGGCUGCAUUCCGGGUAACGUAUUCAGUUUCCCGAUCAGCAAUCUCCAACUCCAGAGAAACGAAUUCUCCGGUCCAGUCCAACCGUUAGAUCAAGUGAGGAUCCCCACCGUGGAUCUGAGCUUCAACCGGCUCUCCGGUGGAUUAUCGCCACUGUUCUCAACGGUUCAGAAUCUGUUUCUGAAUAACAACCGGUUCACGGGUGAGGUGCCGGGCAGCUUCGUGGACCGGCUGUUAUCGGCCAGCAUAGAAAUUCUUUAUUUACAGCAUAAUUAUCUGACCGGGAUCGAGAUCAAUCCGACGGUGGAGAUCCCGUUGAGCACCUCUCUAUGCCUACAGUACAACUGCAUGGUGCUGCCCGUACAGACGCCCUGCCCGUUGAAGGCAGGAAGGCAGAAAACAAGGCCAACUGCACAGUGCAUUCGAUGGAAAGGGUAAGAUGGGGAUUUCACGUCUUUUUGCUUAACUCAAAAGUUUUUGUUAUUUUGGAGAAUAAUCAUUUUGAGGGAAAAAAGAUUAUUAUUUAUUUAAUUUUGGGGAUGAUAUUGGGUAGUAGUCACAUUUCAACUGUGGAUAAAUGAACCAGUGAGACACUCUUGGUGGCACUAAGCUUCUUUUGUAAUUACAACACUUAUUAUAUAUAUAUAGCUUUAUUUCA
Molecule: messenger RNA, 2246 nt
Organism: Salvia miltiorrhiza (redroot sage)
Lineage: Eukaryota; Viridiplantae; Streptophyta; Magnoliopsida; Lamiales; Lamiaceae
Product: LRR receptor-like serine/threonine-protein kinase ER2
Exons: 1
Coding region: 830-2026 (398 amino acids)
Molecular function (GO): protein binding
Source: RefSeq, a predicted model, not a curated record